CGGUUUUCCACUGUAGGUCUCAGCACUGAUUGGUUCCCCUUAUAUGUCCCCUUACUUACAGGAACAGUUUGAUCUAAAUGGGAUGCACAAAACUGGAGAUGUGAUUCUUGGUGGACUUUUUGCAAUCAACUUCUUUUCUGAUGAUCUUGAUGUGACUUUUACCUCAAAGCCACAGCUGCCUCCCUGCUAUGGUUUUGAUGUUGUAGGAUUCAGGCUGUCUCAGACCAUGGCCUUUGCUAUUGAUGAGAUCAAUAGAAACUCCAACCUGCUCCCUAAUGUAACUCUGGGAUACAGUCUGUAUGAUAACUGUGUCCAAGUUGGAAUUGGAAUUGGUGCAGCACUGACCUUAGUCAGUGGUCAAGAAGAGCAACUUACAUUAGAAGAGAACUGUGUAGGAACUCCUCCAGUCCUAGGAAUUGUGGGAGAUACAACCUCUUCAAAUUCUAUAGCCAUUUCUGCAGUCUUAGGUUUGUACAGAAUGCCUUUGGUAAGUUAUUUUGCCACAUGUUCCUGCCUGACUGACCGACAAAAGUUUCCAUCCUUCUUUAGAACGAUCCCAAGUGAUGCUUUUCAGGUGAAUGCUAUGAUUCAGAUUCUAAAACACUUUGGUUGGACUUGGGCAGGUCUUCUCAUCAGUGAUGAUGAUUAUGGAGUCCACGCUGCCCGAUCCUUUCACUCUGAUCUGGGUCCAGCUGGAGGUUGUCUGGCUUACACUGAGAUUUUGCCUCAGGGUUAUGACCCUGCUGAACUAAGGAGAAUAGUGGAUGUGAUGAGGAAAUCUACAGCUCGAGUGGUGAUUGUGUUUGCACAUCAGAGUCGCACGAUUAACUUCAUGAACGAGGUGGUGAGGCAGAAUGUGACAGGCCUGCAGUGGAUUGCCAGUGAAGUUUGGUCAUCAAUUGAUGUGUUCCAGACUCCUCACUUCAUGCCGUACCUGGGUGGAACACUGGGCAUCUCCAUCCGUCGAGGAGAAAUACCAGGACUCAGAGACUUCCUGUUACAAAUACGUCCUGAACUACAUCACAACAACACAGAUGGAAACAGUAUGGUGAAUCAGUUUUGGGAACACACAUUUCAGUGUAGAUUUGCACCACCUCCAGCAGGUUGGGUGGAAGCUGGAGGAGAAUUAUGCACUGGACAGGAGGUUAUAGAGAAUGUGGAGAAUGAAUUGGUGGAUGUUUCAAACCUCAGACCAGAGUAUAAUGUGUAUAAGGCUGUGUACGCUCUGGCGUAUGCUCUUGAUGACAUGCUGCAGUGUGAGCCAGGGAGAGGACCUUUCAGCAACAACACCUGUGCUCAUUUACAAAGACUGGAGCCAUGGCAGCUUGUAUAUUACUUGGAAAAAGUCAACUUCACCACAACAUUUGGUGAUCAAGUGUCAUUUGAUGAGAACGGUGACGCCUUACCAAUAUAUGACAUCAUAAACUGGGUGUGGCUCCCUGAUGGAAGAACUAAAGUUCAGAGAGUGGGUGAGGUUAAGAGGUCAGCCUUCAAAGGUGAAGAACUCACACUGGAUGAAGACAUAAUCUUCUGGAACUUUGAAUCCAAACAGCCUCCUCGGUCAGUGUGCAGUGAGAGUUGUCCUCCAGGUACCCGCAUGGCCAGAAAGAAGGGGGAACCUGAGUGUUGUUUUGACUGUGUCCCUUGUUCUGAGGGAAUGAUCAGCAGCACAACUGACUCCAUGGAGUGCACCAGUUGUCCAGAAGAUUUCUGGUCCAGCCCCCAGCUUGACCACUGUGUUCCUAAGAAAACAGAGUUCCUCUCCUACCAUGAGCCUCUGGAUACAGUGGGGAUGCCUUCAACUAUCUGCAAGAGUGCACCAUACUGGACCCAAGGUUCCGGACUCUACCUCAGCUAGACCAUGACCAGUGUGAGGCCGUCUUCCUGAGGUUACAGAACAAGGCAGAACAGUUGCUGCAAAAACAGACCAUAGCUGAGGAGAGGGAAGAAGGGGCAGCAGGUGGAGCUCACUGUCCCACACGCGGUAGAGAGGUGAGAGAUGAUGAGCCCGAAGUGACAGAACCUGCUCCCAAAAAGACAACACUUCCCUAACGACCUGUUAGGGAACUCUUUCUCUACUGAGCCAGAGGAGUCCAACAGUUCAAAACAGGCUGAGAGGGAAGUUGAAAACUACAGAAAAGAGGCCUCUAUCCCUCUCAGUGGCUGCCCUCUGAAGUGGUGGCAAGAAAACUGCUUUGCUGUCACAUCUUGCCAAAGCGUGCCUUUCUGUCCCUGCUACCUCUGUUCCAAGUGGGCACAUCUUUUCAACAGCAGGAGACAUAGACAAUGCAUAAAGAUCCCAACUGCUGCCAGAGAAUGUGGACAUAUUCUUAAAAAAGAAUAUGGCUGUGUAGUUGCAGCAAAUUGUCAGUGACAUACUUGUUCAGGUUCUGUUUGCACUAUUUGCAGUCUGUAUUGACAGAGUAGAACUUUGGUUUGAUUUUGCACAUAAUAUUGUUUGCACUGAAAAAAAGAAAGAAAUAUUUAAUUUUAUUUUAACUUUUAUAAAUGUUAGUUUUAGUUUAAAUUUGUGGAAGAAGAAGUUUAUUAAAAGCUCAUCCUUACAUCAUGCAUAUAAAGAGUUAUAAUAAAACAUUUCAAAAUGCA
Molecule: messenger RNA, 2607 nt
Organism: Solea senegalensis (Senegalese sole)
Lineage: Eukaryota; Metazoa; Chordata; Actinopteri; Pleuronectiformes; Soleidae
Product: extracellular calcium-sensing receptor-like
Exons: 12
Coding region: 44-1858 (604 amino acids)
Biological process (GO): G protein-coupled receptor signaling pathway
Cellular component (GO): membrane
Molecular function (GO): G protein-coupled receptor activity
Source: RefSeq, a predicted model, not a curated record